Molecule: messenger RNA, 2724 nt
Organism: Trichoderma reesei QM6a
Lineage: Eukaryota; Fungi; Ascomycota; Sordariomycetes; Hypocreales; Hypocreaceae
Exons: 12
Coding region: 1-2724 (907 amino acids)
Molecular function (GO): nucleic acid binding; ATP binding
Source: RefSeq, a predicted model, not a curated record
AUGGAGAGCAUGAGGGGCAUCUUGCACAAGACGAGCGUCCAGGAAGCCCAUGAGCGGCAGGCAGCAGCUUUCGGACCGCCAUCAGUGGCUGGGCAGAAGAGGGACUGGUCUACGAGCCUCGAUGAUGCGGAAAGAAAAGACUCGCCUUUUGGAUCGGGCUCUGGCUAUGGCUCUGGCUUCGGCUCUGGCUCCGGCUUGGGCUUUGCUCCCGCUUCAGCCUCCCAAGGCCCCGUCCGCUUCCAAAAGGCCCUCUAUCUUCCCCAAACCGCGCCCAGACUCUCUGCCAGCAGAAUCGUCACGGCCAAUGCCUCCGAAGAUGCUUCCGAGUAUACCCAGCGGCGCAUAUUUGCCGCCACGCCGUCCUCUUCCAUAGACCCCGAGCUCAGCCUUGCCCAUCCAGUAUAUAAACUCCCGCCUCAACUUGUCCAUAACUUUGCUUCCCUUGGCAUUAAGCAAAUAUACCCAUGGCAGAAGAGCUGCCUCAAAGGACCAGGCUUGCUCACAGGUGAUAAGAACUUGGUUUACUGUGCUCCCACCGGCGGGGGAAAGUCGCUAGUUGCUGAUUUGCUCAUGCUCAGAAGGAUAAUCGAAGAGCCCGAGACCAAAGCCCUCCUUAUCCUCCCCUACGUUGCCCUUGUGCAGGAAAAGGUUCGCUGGCUUCGUACGGUCGUUCAGGGGCUCGCCCCGAAUAUUGAUCCUGGAGUGUUGGAGAAGCAAAAAGCCAACAGCAUAUGGCGGCUUCGCCCAGAUCACGGUUCGCUCAGGGUCGUCGGCUUUUUUGGCGGCGGCAAGAUCAGGUCCACAUGGCAGGACUUUGACAUUGGCAUAUGCACUCUGGAAAAGCUGCGAGCCGUAGUCCUCGAUGAGCUUCACAUGAUUGACGAUGACCACCGCGGAUACCUUCUAGAGCUGAUUGCAACCAAACUGCUGAGCUUGGAGCAGCCCAUUCAGAUCAUUGGCAUGAGUGCUACUUUACCCAAUGCGAAUCUGGUCGCGCAGUGGCUCAACGCACAUUCUUAUGAAACCAGAUAUAGGCCAAUACCGAUCGAAGAGCACUUGGUUUGCGAAGGGAAAGUCUACCACAUCGGGACCAACGGCGCUACGGCGCACAAACAUAUAAAAGUCGAGGAGAUAUCCCAAGGUCAAGUCAUACCCACAAGACAUAUUGAAGCAUCUGACCACAAAGAAUUCCGCGACCCGGUUCUGAAUGCGGUGGUGUCUCUGGCCUACGAGACUGCCAUGAUGGGCUACGGCUCGUUGAUUUUCGCCGGUAGCCGAAGCAUCUGCGAGUCUGAUGCUCGUCUUAUCAGCCGAGUGAUGCCUCAGCCGCAUGAUCUGGACAGCGCAACCAUGGACAAGCGGAUGGAUCUCCUGAGCGAACUGCGCAGUCUCAGCACCGGGGCUGAUCCCGUGUUAGAAGAGACCGUGCUGUCAGGUGUCGCGUUUCAUCGUACGUCUCUUGCCUUCGAGGAGCGAGAUCUCAUCGCCGAAGCGCCUGCUCGAAGGGUAAUACUGCAUAAUGCAAGGAUGGGCCGCGAGUAUGUCGGCCCUUCCAUGUUGCGGCAGAUGAGAGGCCGCGCCGGAAGGCAGGGCAAGUCACCUGUUGGUGAGACAUACUUGUGCUGUCGCCAAGACGACCUGGAGCAGGUCUUAGAUCUCAUGUAUGCGGAUAUUCCAGAGAUUGCCAGCUGUCUCAACACCGAGAACAAGCGGGUACAACGGGCUAUUCUGGAGGUCAUCUCCGUGCGCUUGGCGAAUAGCCACGAUUCCCUCCUCGACUACUUUUCAAAGUCCCUCAUCAGCUAUACUCACGAUCGAGAGUUUGUGGAAACCUGUCUCAGGUCGGGGCUGGAGGAGAUACACGACCUGGGCCUGAUUGUCAACGACUCUUAUUCAAGCUUCACUGCUACGCAGCUGGGCAGAGCCAUAGUUGCCUCCUCGGUUGAUCCCUACGAUGGGGUCUUCAUACACGCCGAGCUUACGAAGACGCUCAAAGCGUUUGUGAUGGAUGGCGAGAUGCACAUCCUCUACGUCUUUACACCCGUCCAGGAUUUUGGCAUAGUCGUCAAUUGGCAAGUAUUCCGCAACGAAAUGGAUGCUUUGGACGAAAGUGGGCUCAGAGUCCUUCGUUUCCUGGGGAUCAAACCAACAGACGUGCUCAAAUUCGCUCGUGGCGUGCCUCUUAAGGAGAGUACGCCCGAAGAGAAGGAGUUGGCGCGCGUAUACCGUCGAUUCUACCUUGCCCUUCAACUACGAGACUUGUGCAAUGAGAUGCCCAUACACGUCGUCGCUCGCAAGUACGAUUCGCCUCGAGGCUCCGUUCAGACCCUUGCACAGACAUGUCAGGGCUUUGCGGCCGGCAUGAUUAAGUUUUGCGAACAGAUGGGAUGGGGUGUCAUGGCUGCUGCGCUGGAACACUUUUCAGACAGGCUCAUGGCCGGCGCAAGGACAGAUCUCCUGGCCCUCGCCAAGAUCCCCUUCAUCAAGAGCAGAACAGCUCGCGUCUUCUGGGAAAACGGCUACCGCACCGUCGGCGCCAUCGCAAACGCCGAUCCCAAAGAAUUAGUCCUUGUGUUGAUGCAGGCUCAACCGAACAAGCUACGGAUCAAGGGGAAGGCCGACGAGAGAUACGAAGAGAAGUUGCUUGCCAAGGCAAACGUCAUCUCAGCUUCCGCGAAUCGACUAUGGCAGGUCCAGUUGCAGGCGGAAAUAGCCGAAGAAUAA